CUCCAGAAUGUUGUCUCAGAGUCUGUGCCAAGCUUACAAAUGUCUGUUUCUGCACAACUUAAAACUGAACUCAGUAACUGUGGCCACUUUGGCUAGAUGGAUCCAUUCUUCAGAAAAAAAGCUUUCUGACUGUGAAUUAAAUGAACAAACCACCCAGCAACAUGAAAAAGAAGAGUUACCUGAAAGUACAGAAAACAAUUCUGAAAGAUGGCACAUACCAGUGAUGCUGGAGGAGGUUGUUAAUUGUUUAUCUCCUCAGCCAGGCCAGUGUUUCCUUGACAUGACGUUUGGAGCUGGAGGUCAUACUAGAGCUCUACUAGAGAAAGCCAGAGACAUCACUGUCUAUGCACUGGACAGGGACCCCACAGCUUAUAAAAUAGCUCUGCAGCUUUCAGAAUCAUAUCCGAAGCAGAUUCGAGCUCUUCUUGGACAGUUUAGCCAGGCAGAGGCUUUGUUAAUCUCCUCUGGAGUUGAGCCAGGGACUCUAGACGGAGUUCUCUUCGAUGCUGGCUGUUCUUCUAUGCAAUAUGAUACACCUGAAAGAGGUUUUUCCCUGAAGAAGGAUGGACCUUUGGACAUGAGGAUGGAUAGUGACAGGUGCCCCGACGUGCCCACGGCUGCCGAUGUUGUCAACCUUUUAGAUCAACAGGCGCUUGCGUCCAUCCUGAGGACGUACGGGGAGGAGCGGCACGCCAGGAAAAUCGCCUCAGCCAUCGUUCAGGCACGCAGCAUCUACCCCAUCACCAGGACCCAGCAGCUUGCAAGCAUUGUUGCAGGUGCAUUUCCAGGGUCAGCACUGUAUGCACGAAAAGACUUGCUUCAGAGGCCUACACAUGUUGCUACUAAAACUUUCCAAGGCCUACGAAUAUUUGUAAAUGAUGAGCUCCAUGAACUCUUUAUAGGACUGAGGACAGCUGAGAAGUUUCUAAAACCCGGAGGUCGCCUUGUAGCCCUCUCCUUUCAUUCGCUGGAAGAUCGUAUCAUUAAACGUUUCCUUCACGGAAUAGACAUGACAGAAAAGUACAAUCUUGGCUCAAGGCAGAAGAUAAGACAGGCUCUCAGGAAUGGCUCCAAAGAAGAUACAGAAGAAUUUCCCAAUGGAAAAUCCAACUCGAGGUGGAUUUUUAUACAGAAAAAAGUUCUCACACCCCAGGCCAAGGAUGUUCAAACAAACCCAAGAGGAAGAUCAGCCAAGUUGAGAGCUGCUAUUAAACGUUAA
Molecule: messenger RNA, 1219 nt
Organism: Chaetura pelagica (chimney swift)
Lineage: Eukaryota; Metazoa; Chordata; Aves; Apodiformes; Apodidae
Gene: METTL15
Product: methyltransferase like 15
Exons: 5
Coding region: 8-1219 (403 amino acids)
Biological process (GO): rRNA base methylation
Molecular function (GO): rRNA (cytosine-N4-)-methyltransferase activity
Source: RefSeq, a predicted model, not a curated record